UAGAAUAGCAAUAGUAAUAGUAGUAGAAUGUAUUCAGCAUAGGAGUCGAAUAUUGCUCGAGUGUCGUUUAGAUCUUUAUUUAAUUAUUUUAUUCCAUCUAGAAUCUAGAUUCUUACAUAUAUACAUAUGUAUUUUUAAUUCCCGUUAAAUCAUCGACGGUUUUCAAUUUUUCACACACAAAAUUUUUCCACUUUUUCUCUUUUACUACUACAUUCUGUAUUUUUAUGCAUUUGUGGGCGUGAGUGUGAAACAAAUUUAUGCUCAGAUCUCAUUCUUUCAGUUGCACUGAUAAAAAUAUGAAUUUGCAUAAAAAAAUCCGCAGUCUAUUUAUUACCAUCACAUUCCGUAAAUUAUCUUACAGAUUUAACAAAUUGUACAAAAUAAUUGCUUCCGAGGAGUAAACGUUUUAGAAGUUUUGCCGGUUCCUCAGCAGUAAUGGUCUGUAUUUAAUCAGACCGCCUACGGGAAAUCCCUGGAAGGAAUUCCUUUUUCUUUUUAUGUUCUACUAACGCACUGUGUCCUCUCCAUAGCUAUCUCGUCAUUAUCCUCUUAUUUAUCAUUACUUUGCGAUCGUUUAACGUCAUCGAAGGAGUCUAGCAGAUAAGAUUCGCGUUAAUAGAUUUUUCCUGUUUUCCUCUUUAAUUCCAUCCCUUUUUCUUUCCACUUCCAUAAAAUAUCGAGUUUCAAUCGUUUUCGUUUCGUUCCCUCUUUACGUUCGGGUUUACCGCUUAGUAUUCGAUAUCGAAGAACGCAACAAGUCUCCACCGUAAUCAAAUGGCGAAUCCGGAUUCGAUUAUUUUAUUUGUCCUCUAUCUUUUAUUUUUUCCCCCAAACGGUACGUGUAGGUGGUCAAAAUAUCGUAGUGGCGAUAACACUACCAUUUUAUUUCUCGGUCAAGUGGUCGUGUUCCAACGAUUCGGUAUAGAUCAAUGCGAUUCGUUCACGAUAAUGAAACUACCUGGGAAAAUGGGAGACACGAUCGUUUGCGCCAUUUUUACGGAUCUUUUCGAUGGCCGCGCCGUUCUAAACUUUCGAAUAAGUUUGGCGAGAAACUUUUUUGGUCCCCGUUUUAACACGAGAAUUGCCGAUAAUUAAAACGAAAUAUUUGAAUUGUACAACGAAAUAGUAUUGCAUAGUUUGGACAAAUAAAUAAAUGUCUGGUGUCAAAUAAAAGUGGCCUUAAAAAGUAACCUUUUUAAUAUUAUAAUAAAGAUAUCAUAAAACAAUUCCGAAUUUUGAUCUCUUGAUAUCUUUUUUCAUAAGAUUAUUUGUCCUCGCAUACUACAUGAAAAUCAAUAAUCAUAGAUAAUUCAUUAGCGAUCUCUCGCUUUUCAUACUUCUCCAUUUUCUCUAUUUUAAUUUGAUAAAACUCCUAUAGUAACAAUUUUUAUCGUUUUAAACUCAACUCGGAAGAACUUCGGUACUUAAGGAUGAUCUCGUGAAAAGUAUCUGUACACGACCGAUUAGACAGGAAAAUAAAAAGAUCCGAGACCAUGUAACCUACUGAAGGAUUUAAUAGUUCCCCUGUUACAAGAUUCUAAAUCCUGGGUAUUAAAUGAAAUUUUUCUUUAAAUCCCAGCAUCUUCCCGCAAUCUUUUCCUAGAUUCAAUUUCAAAUCCUUUAAAAUCCCGUCUUAUCAAAUCCUUCUUAGCAAUAUCCACGAGUUUACCAACGAUAGAUAGAAUUUCAAAAAAUACGCUGGCGUAUUUUGUAUCGCGAUAUCGGUUACGAGCGCGACAGGUUCGAGCGUAGAAUACCGAUGUGCCAAUUAGAAACAUCGACGCGUUCCAUUCACUUUCGCCGAUGAAAACGAAGAGAGCCCGUUUGAAAGCAAUGAAAGUAAGAUGCGUAAGGAGGAUUCGCGAUGGUCGCGAGGGAAGGAUGCAGUUCUGCUUGGCCGUGGAACUCGUUCAGCAGGGUAAUCGAACGGACGGACCAAGCUGCGAGCCGUGGAAUGAACCGGACCGGUCUACCGUAGUUACUCUCCGUGGUAGACAAUGCCUGGUAUCGAUUAGAAAGUAGAUAAUAUGCACGACACGACGUGUAUACUCGACACAAGGAGGUUAUCGUUCUUGUGCUUCCAAGCAUCGCACAGUUUUGCUUCUGUGCUUCUCGAGAAAGGUAAGAUGAAGGGAAACUAUCGACGACCAUGGCGAUCUCGCGAUAAACGAGUCGCUGUGAAUUGUAAUAAAUUAUGCAUAACAUCGAGAGAAUGGUAAAAGGAUAUCCGAACAAAUAGGAGGCUUGGAAAUACAAAUUACACAAGAUAAUUGAAAAAUGCAACGAUAGUUCAUAGAAUAGUUUAGGUUUUACGAUAAUAAACUUAUUCGAGAGCUAGAUGUUUGUUAAUUAUUUCCAAUCACUGGACGAUAUUAAAUCGUUUAUCUGGCACUUUACCUGUAAGCUUUCAUCCGUAAACUUUGUGCUUUGGAGUUUACUAUAAAUUUUCAGCGCGAGAUAUUUACCGUUCAGUUUCUCUUGAAGCGCGGAACGUGCCGCCGAGUGUACCAUCGCAUUUCUCUCUUACAAAUUUCACCCAAAGUUGCCGAUUGCGUAACUCUUUCUAAAGUCUAGUCACUGUCUUGUAUCCUUGUAACGAAUUACGAGUCGCUCGACGAAUCUUUCGAAACUUCCGAGAAGAGAAUAUCACGAAGGCUAUGAUCCCGGAAGAUCUGAGAAUCGACGAGGGUCAGGCAGAGAUCGUAAAAGAAUCAGAAUUAAAGAGAAGACAGUGGCUGGGCAGAUCGAGUGGCAAGGUCUUUAAACGAUCGCUUAAUCCUAUUUGAGGCCUACUUUUGAGCCGAUCCAGAGGAGAAAGUAAGAGGAGCAGUAUGUACUAUACAUAUAUAAAAGAGAGGAGCGACGGUGGUCGCGUGCUUGAGAAAGUAAAGUCUCGUUUACACGUAAGAGGCCGGCCGUGCGUUUUUACAGACACUCACACAUUACGCCGGAAUAGGAUUGCGAUUACCACAUUUUAAUUUUCUUGAAAUUUCUGGGUCGAGCAAGAGGGAGUCCCCAUUAUCCUUAUUUUUGUUUCUUCUUUGAUCUUGAAAGUGGGCCGAAAACAUAACGAACGCCGGCUGCCUUUUACGCGUUGCGAUAGCGUUUAACGUGACCGAGAGGUUCUGCGUAUAAUUGUCUCGUUGAGUGGCUAAUUGUCGUAAAACACAGAUAUUAUGGAGUUCCUUCCUUUCCCUGACAAAAGACUAACUGACAAAGUAUAGUAAAAUAUGAGCAUAUAUCAUGAUAGAAUAGCCUGCUACCAUAAUGAAGUAGAAACUGGAAUAAAUUAGAGCGAUGUAGAUGGAUGUAGAUAAUUUCCAGUAUUAAUAAACCGUGGUUAUAUACGCUGAUUUUAUGCAUAUAUUAUGAUGUACAGUCUGGUGUAUUCCGGAGAACGCAGCGGGAAGCUUUCAUUAGCAACUCCUAUGAGAUUAAUGCGACUAUUGUAAUAAAGAUGAGAUGGCCGAAAGAAUUUUCGUGCAUAUUUAUUACGCUUUCCUCGAUCCAAGGUUUCUGUACAAACGUUGCAUGAAAACCGAGAAUGCGACGUUGUUUUGCCAUUGCUUUCUAAGAGAAGUAGGUUUUGUUUUCGAUUACCAGAUAUCUUUCUCAGCAGCGAUAUAUUCAUCGUGUCGUAAUUAAUUCCGUAUGCGUCGAUGCAAAUUGAAAAUAAUAUUACUGCAACGACAUAUUCGACGACUAUGUGACAUCAUUCCAUUCUUAUCGUGAUGUCACCCCAAACGUGAUGACCAUAACACUUUCCCCUUUGGAUUUCUUCAGUUUGUCAACUUCUUUUUGCUUCGUUUCGAACAUUAACUAUUCUUGUCACAAUAGGAACUUAGCAUUCGUUCGAAGAAAUUUGUCAACAAAUCGUUAAAAGGUGGCGUAGGAUUGCGUUAAUGAGAUUUUCUUCUUCGCAAUUACGACGUGGAAGCAUCGAUGUUAAUUGCAGAUUUACAGCGUAUCCUACGUGAAUCGGUGCAAAUGAUCGCAUUUAGGAGCACGCGUUUCGCAUUACUGACCAAGUUUCGCUUAUAUAAACGAUAAAUCGACAUUUACCGCGUACUCUGCGAUAGACACGGUUAACGAACUGCAAUUAUGUCGAGAUUGUGUUUUCUGCGGGUCCAGGCUGGUUCUGUUGCUCCGAUUAUAAGCCCGUGAAUGUUUCGUUAUUCCUCCGGAUGCAUAAAUAUGUAAAUCACCAUGAUUUUACGGAACGAUUCGACGGCAAUGCUUAUCGUACCGACAUUUAUAGCUUGGAAAAUCGGAAUCAAUUUCGCUGAUUUGCGUUUUGAUGAAAAUGUUACGUGCAAUUCCAUUACAUUCACUGCAUCAUUUAUAAAACAUAAAUAUCACAGGUACUGGCCUAAUAUUAAAGGCGUUUCUGUGAAUUUAUGCGCCAUAAAAAUAAUUAAUCAAACGAACAUCUCGAUCAUUGCAGCUUCCAUUCGAUGACGCAUCGCGUCAUCUCCAUUAAGUUUAUUCGAUUAAACGAUUAUACGAUUCUGACGAUCGAGGCUUUAUUCGAUGGAAAAGAUUUAAAUACACUUACCCAUGAAUGUUUAUUUAGAGGGAGUGCAAAGGAAAUAUUAGACUUUCCAGCUCACGGAGAAAGUUAUGCGCUAACGGCUGUGCAUGCGGUGUACCGCAGGCUCGUCUAGAUAAAUAAAAUGUGCGACGAUGAUCCAGCGAAUGUUGCUUCUGCUUCUGCCAGCUUCGACCUAGUUUUUUUCUCUUUCGAUCUGCUGCAAUUCAUUGUCGGUGAACGCGUGCUGUGUUCAAUAAAAACCAGCUGUUCGCUAGAUAUUUAAUUCAGUCAAGAUAAAUAACACUCUCGAUCUUAAAUCACCACGUUGUGUAGUUAGACCAAGUUAAACAUCGUUACACUCGUUUGCACACAAGAUAGCACGUAAGAUCUCUUCUUUCCGCAGAGUGUCAAAAACACAAAGAUUAAGAACUUUGAUACAGCUGCUAACUUCGUUGAUACAUGAUUCACUCGGCGCGUAUUCCAGCCGUAUAAAGCUAGGUGAAAACUAGGUUUCCUAAAAGAAUUUCUAUUACCCUUCUUACGCAUACACGAGUGUAUAGCGUCAGAUGGACGAUAUAAAUGUAACCUUAACCUGGGAACGGCUGAAUCACAGAAACGCUCGAUUGUUCCGCUGUUUUCCAUUCAACGUCGCAGUACAAUGGCGCAAAAGUGACACGGCCGAGAUAAAUUUCACGCUUAUAAUUAUAUACUGCCAGAAUUUCAGCCGGCAUCGAGAGUUAGAGCACGUAGAACAAUUGGAUUCUCGACAACAGACCCAAUUAUAGAUCGGUUCGUCUCGACCAUAUAUGUACACUCGUGUACUUACACGUCACGUCUCGUCGCCUGGAAACCUAGAAAACGAAAAAGGCGAAAAGGUGCGCGAAACUGUUGCUACGAUCGCGUCGAUCGGUCGAAGAAAAAUGGAGACAAUGGAACGUCGGAGGAUAAGCCACGGGAAGUGAUAUUGUCGUAGGCGCGACAGUUUGGAAUUUUAUCUAGAGGCGCUUUCGCCUGCUCGUUUUGAACAGCGUCACCUAAAUUCACGACUUCCGUCCCCCGGAACGCUCUUACUUUCUUCAUCGAUACGCUCCCUCGUAACACGUUGUCACGCAAUAUACUUGUUUUCGUACGUCCGGAUGUCUUCUGACUAUUAGAGAUCGAAUAAUUAGUGCCUCGAGACACUGGCCUCACGCUCUGAUGAAUGAAAACGAGGAAAGUUCGUGGUUUCGCGUGCAACUACGCACGAGCAAGUUCGAACUAAGUACAAUGGUAAAAUACAAGGAUGGAUAUGUUAAGAUCUAAGAAAUGCUAGAACGAUGAUUUUCUUGUCUAUUCGAAGAACGAACGAACAUUCAGACGUUCUUUUUUUUCCGACCAAAUACUUUUACCGUGUAACGUGAAUAGAACGCGAUCAAAGCGAACGAUUGAAAGAAUUAAUUAAACGGUAAUUACAAAGUUCCUGGAUUCGUUCGAAUUUCAAGAAUUCCGCAUACUUCCAGCUUGACUUACGUGGCGGUCCUUGAGGAGCCGUAUCACCAAAACGGAUGUGAGCGCUCCGACAGAGUUACGCGAGAGAAAACAUUUACACUAGGAUAUUACGCGAGAAAAAAUGACGUUAGCCGAUCGGUCUCCAAAUAAACGGCCUCUUAGUUCGACGAUGAAAUUGCAAAAUUCCAUAUCGAUUACGAGCGUUGGCCACUUCACCUACAACUUUGUUCCGUCAAGAAUUAAGAGUCGUUACCCUUUUGAAUUGGCUCAUCGUUGUCUUUUAGAGAAGUCACGCAUGUAUAAAGCGGACGAAUAGGAAACGUGGAUGGUGGCACGAACUUUCUCAAAACUAGAUUUCUCGACUGCAAAGCUUGGAGAUGUGUGAUUUUUGAUCUCCUGGCUACGUGUGAUCUAGAAGGCAGAGAAUUGUCGAAAACACGGGUCCCCACCGACUCUCCUGCUUGGGCCACAGAUUUGUCUUCCACUUUCACCGCUCUUUAAAAGAAUUAUUCGUAGAAUAAUCGCUAGUCUGUAGAGGUUUACGCGUUUGCGAGAAAUUUCGAUGUACAUAAUAUGUAAAGAUACAAAUUAUUCAUUCUAAUAGCGUGAAACAAAUUUUCAUCUAAAUUUCGUUUCCAUAAUUGCGUCGAUAAAUAUAUGAAUCUGCAUAAAUAUCUGCAGUAUAGUAAUCGUAUGUUGAUUCGAGAAUAUUAUUUAAGCAUCAGGAAACGUAGUAGCAUGUAACAUUGUCACGGCAACGAAUUUCAAUCGAGUAAAAAAUAGGGGAAGAAAUGAGAAGGAUCUAUUUGUAGAUUUAUGAGAUUUAACGAGAAGCUGUAUACUUGGACUUUCCAAUUGCUCACACUAGGUUUGAUUAGAUAUCGAUUUCUUCUCAAUCUUUUAUACGAGAAUCUUCGUUUCACAGGCGAGAUUUUCACAUUGGCUCGUGGCCCGCGGGCGUAAUCGAAUCGAACAACGCUGACAAUCGACCUUGCAGCGGUUUUCUCUUCAUGCUCCUGUUCAGAGGCACAAUGGCCGGCGUUUAUUUUUUUCUCUAGAAUUAAUAGUCGCAGUUAAUUGCCUGGAAUCACUUCCUAACUAUUUUACGGAACGAGCAACCCGUGUAAAAUCACCGUCGAAACAGGAAGAAAGCUUUCAACGUUGACAAUGAGAAGACGAUUUGGAAAUCAGUUCGUGGAAAGGAAGAAGUCCUAUUUGUUUCAAGUUUAGUGUCUUUCGAUGAAGACCAGUGACGUUUGGCCAUUUUAUCGUCUGUAGGUUUGUUAAGUAUCCAGCUAAAAAGUUUCACUGUAUAGGUCAUGAUUGAAACGUCGAAGACUUCACAUUUGAAGUUUUUUCUGUUAUAUCCUCUUUAAUAAGAAUGUUCUAGCAGGUUUCCAUUUUUCAAGGUAUGUUGAAAUAAUUGAAAUUCUCCGCGUUUUUUAUCCUUUACGUAAAGAUAUGUCAUACAGACUGUUACAAAGCAACGAUGAAACGUUUUAAAUUGAAUGACAAGAAAAGAAAGACGACACAACGAUAUAACAAAUUUUAACUCUCCUGGAUGUUUCGAGACAUAGUAAAUAGAAUGUUUUAACUAGAAAAUAUACAAACAGAUUACUUUGAAGAUACAAAUAGCAAUCGUCUACAAGUCUAGUAGACAAAAGUUUCAUGUCUCGCCAGAAAAUUUAAGUAGCCCUGGAGGAAAGCACAUCUCGCGUGUCGUUCAUUUACGUUGUCAAUUUAACAAGAAACUUUCCCACCCGCGCGACUAACACUUACUCAGACUUUCUUCUCGCAAGUACGUCUUCUUUAAGAGAAGAAACCCUUAAGCGGCGCCAAAACCGCAAUCCGUCUAUUAUUUACGAACGAACGUUCCAAUUUCAACGCAAACUUUUGCCGACCUUUCUAUCUUCUCUAAUUUGAAACCCCUUAUUUGCGAAAUCGAAUAACUCCACGAAACAAAAGAUAAAGAAGAUUGGUGAAAUCAUGUAAGACAAGUAUCGAUCAAACGUUUUGCUCCUAAAAUUUCAAAAAUUUCGGAAAGUGGAGUUAACCUAUUUUUCGCCAGUGAACAUGACUCAUUUGUCUCGACAUUCCCUGUUUCCUCCUCUUCCCUGUUUCGUCUACCACUUGCAGCACUUUAACAAAGUUUAGAAAAACCUUCAUUUUCCUAUUACCAAUAUUCAGAGUGAAGGUUAACAACGUUAACGCGAUGAAUCACGAUUCUGAAGAACAACGAAGAAGAAGGAAACGCUGGUUGGAUCGAAGGACUAUGGUAUCCUUCCGAUCGCUCGAUUUUCCCGUUCGAUUACACAGAGAGAAGACUCGAGCAGCCGGUGUGGACCUGGUGGGGGACACACGAGAGAGUUUUACCUACCGAAAUGAAACUACUCGCCGGAGAAAGUGAGAGCCGACGUAGCGGACGGUGGGCAACGACGAGCAGGCGACCGGGGCUCCUCGAGACGAGAGGAUAGACAUGGUGCAGGCCCUCCAUCGUGUGCAUCUUCCUUGUUCCUCGAAAAAACUCUUGGUUCGAUCGUGACCGUUUUGAGAUCCAAUGGCCGGGAAAAUUUAGGAAAAGUCUGGUGAAUCCACGGUGAAGAAACUCAGGCAGAACUGAAAGAACAUUUCCAAGUAGAUUCAUCUCUCGCGCCGGUUCUUUUCUCCAUAAAGGAACUUGAAGAUCGACGUCGGUCGAGAGAGAAGAAAAAUAGUCAAAGUGCGAAGAUGAUAAGAAACUAGUGAAGAAGCAUGAAGCAGGUCUCUGGUGACUGUGACGCAAUGUUGAUACAUAGCUGAGUUAAUUCGAUGUAAAAGUCGCGAUAGAUAGAUCGUGGAUCGAAGGUGUCGCGACGUAUCAGUGAGAACCGUUGUGUUAUGGUGGUGAGGACUGUUCAGGAUCGACGUGGAAGAAAAAGAGGAAGAAGAAGAGACGGUGGCGAAGCUGGGGGGAGGUUCUUUUGAGGAAUCGCUUUUUGGACGGCGAAGGGGAACAGAAGACUAAAACUUAGGGGAAGAAGAUUACAAGAGCGAGAUUGAUUUGGUUUGACAGAUCGGUAAGUAACAAAGGUAUCGCUGAGUCCUGUUAGAGACGACACUUAAAAAUCUCGAUAAAGUUUUUAGUUCAAUUUUUAAGACCAAGAACUUAUUUUUCAACACUUUCGAGAUUUCUAAAGAAGACAUCGAAGGUACAGAAAGGUGAAAGAUACUAACUCGUACAUAAAGUAGAGGAUAAAAAAAGGAAUAGUAAGCGGUUAAAAAUAAUUAGAAACUUUCAUUGAAUUCGAUGCGUUGGGACUUGUAAUACAAUACUCACGCGAUGGUCAUUGGAAAAAUUAAGUGAAAGUGAGAAGGACUGGAUCGGCUUUUGAAAGAAAGCCCGUAUCACCAGCCUACUCACCGAGUAAAACGUACACAAGGUAAGAUAGGUAAAUGAAACUAGCGAUUUUAAUGGUUGAGCGAAGUAGUUAUUACCAAUGAAUAAAUCGCUGGUCGUUCUCGCGACAUUAGUCGUGAUUUCGGUUUCCACGUAUGGCAAAUUAAUGGACAGAAAUUCAGCACUAAUGACGUUUAACAGGAUUCGAUUAUCACUUAAUGACAUACGACCAUGCAACGAAGUAAUCGGAUUUCUAUGAUUGAAAGUAAUUCGAUCAAUCAGAUCUAGUUUCUCAUGCAAUUACAUGGUAUCGUUUAAAACAUGUAUAAAACAUAGGAAAAAUGUUCUAAAGCUAUUAAAGUACUGAAAUUCCUUUUGAUCUAACGAAGAACUUUCACGAGUUUUGCAAAAAGUACUAUUCAUGAUAUGACAGUAUUCGAACAUUAUUCAGAGUCUGGGACGAAAAAAGCAUUCGUAGAUAGACGGCAAAAGGACCAAGAGAGAAAAGUGAGAUCUCUCGUUGCGAAUUGGCAAUGUCUCGUGGCUAUCGAAAUGCUCAACUUUCCGACCUCGUAGCCAGUGAAAGUACUUCCGUUCUUUUCCAAAACGAGACAAGCAAGGGGACGAGCAUUAAGGAUGCACGCUUCGGUACCGUUCUACGGAUUGCCUAAACACCACUCCCUGUUUACGUAACAUCGUUUGAUAGAAGUUUGAAGAGAAACGUGUGUCCAGCCACGAAACACGUCGUUCCAUCUGACGAUCCUCUAUCACCGUACAUGGAAACGGUAGCGAACGUUCCACCGCGUCCAUGCCUCGUUCCUUACGAUUAAUUUCGUUGAAUAUAUUUCGAGUUCAAUUAAAAAGCUUGUCUGUCGUUGAAUACCAGAUGGCUCGUGCAUUAUCAAGGUGUAUCGGGAUUCAUGAAUAUUCAAUCGAUGGUAUGCGCGUUAUCCGACACACUUUUUCCCCAUUUUCAUCUGGCUGAGAUUACGCUGUUUAUGCGCGAAUUAAUUUCUCCUAGAAAGUAACAAUGCAGAUCGUUCCGCGAUCACUGAGAUUGCUCGGUACUAGACGCGAGAGGAAAGAAUCGACUUUACAGCGGAGAAUAAGAAUCGCUUUUUAACCAAGAACGAACGAUGAAGAAGAAAAGAACCGCGAGGAGAGCGGUCAACGAGGAAAAAUACACAGGGAGAAGACGAAGAAAAAAUUCGUUACACAAUGGAAAGUGUUCGUCAUGAAAGGGUAUCUGGUGAACUAGACCGCGAACAAGCGUAGCUCUUUCAAGGCCACGAAGAAAGAGCAGAAGUUGCAACGUUCAGAUUUCUUCGAACCGGUUUCCUUCGAAAGGUGGGACGCGUACUCGCGCGUAUCCACGGUGGACGUAAGCGUUAAAGGGCCAAUCAGGCUGCUGUCAUUUCUAUCGAAAAUCGAGAGGGAAAAAAGGGCAUGAUGCGCGCCCGCGAUCUGGAUAUUACCAUUUCCAGAGGCCGGCCCCGAGUAGCAGUUAUACUCUUUCGACGAGAGAACGCUUUUUGCUCGUUCGCUUUCUUCUGAGCCGAGCGAUCCAAGUGAAUUGACCCGUUGAGCCUUGUUAUCGUUUAUUGCCGUUUUGCAGAAAUUACGGUGCUAUUAAGCAUCGUAUAAAUACCGAUCGAACAAAGUAAACAACAGCCAUAUCGAGCACUCAGCUCGCAUUAUCUCUAGUAUAGAUACAUAUAUUUAUUUAAAACAAUUUUCUCUUGAUCUAAAUUUUACUAUUUUCUAGUUAAACGAACAUAAAGGAAAGAUUAUUUUAUUCCAUGCUCGUGUGUUGAAAAAUGUUCUGUCUUAUUUACGUUCUCGAUCGCCGUUGGUGGAUCGUGCAAAGAAAACGGGGCCGGGAUCGGACGAAAACAAAAUUUCACGCGCCGCGCGCUUCUCUUUUUUUGGCUUUUUUUCCAUUUGCUUUCGGCGAAAGUAAAACGGCGCCUGUGCGCUUUGCAGAGAAAGUAAUGGAUCGCGCUCUUAAUGUCGGUUCACACGGAAUUCAGGAUGUGGACACCCGUGUGGCGCCAAUCGGCUGGUACCGGACAGCACCAACGAUAUAAACGACAGACAGAAAGAGAGAGAUAGGAGAGAGAGAAAAGCCAGAAGAGAAAGAGAAGAAGAGACGCGGGAUACACGCGAGAUCAACGCACGUGGGCUUUCACGAACAGCUGGGAAACGAAGCUACAAUUAUGCGUGCGGUGUGUAUCUCGUUUACAGCGACGUAUACAGGAGACGAGAGAAGAAACUCUCUGUACUUUCGACCAUCAGCCUGCACGAUAGAGUCAGACUAGUCGUAGAAAGGUGAAAGUUCGUGCGAUGCAGCUUCUAGAUCGCCUUUUGCAUCGUUUACUUUGUGAUUUUUUUGCCCCUGUCACUUUUCCUUCGAUCGAGUUCGGGGAACCGACGAUUUUCCCGUGAUCGUUUCUUCUCAUAGAUCUUGUUAUCUAUCCGCUUUUGACAUUUAUACUUCUGGCUGCAAUCUGUAAGAUCGAAACAGCAGCGAAAUAUAUAUUUUAAUAGUAACAUUUCGUAACAGAGGGGAAAUUGAUUAUGAUAUAUGCGUUUCGUUGGUAGCGAGUAUCAAGAUGAAUAAUGGCGAGGGUAUUAAAAUGUCGACAGCUUUCAUUUUCUCUCGAAGAACCAGUGACAUGGUUGUAUUUUCUCCUCCUUAACAGAAAUCAAAGAGCCGAGAAAAAAGAAAACGAGAAAGACAAUAAUUAAAAUAUUAUCGAGUCGCAGGAGCAUUAAGGCGAUUAACAGGUUCGAAUCUAGUCGGAAACUGGAAUAUGUUUUCUACCGGGUUUCACUUUUCUUGCUAUUUUUUUUUUUUUCUCGAAUGCCAGGCUUCUUUCGAUAACGUUCAUUAAGAACUUGACAAUUCCUUGUAAGUCGUAUUUCAGAUAAUUUUUAUUAGUACAUAAAGCAUACUGACUCGUAUACUAACGUUUCGUUUUAUUGAUUAGAUCGGCUAUAGCGACGUUCUAAUUGGCAUGGUAAAACUCUAAUAAGAUAGUAAGAGGACUCGAAGAAUAAGAAGAACAUGGUCGAUGGCUCGUAACUUCCGGCGGAGCGGGUGGCAGCGUGAACAUGAACUUCACACUGUCGUGCAUGCAAGAAGUGCACUUUCACUUCUACACGACAGAGCCAAUGACCUACUAACACAUCGAACCAUUCACUCGCUACCGCGAUGCUAUUCUGGCAAGGACGUUCUACAUCGAUUGUUCGAUGCGUUCGAUUAUUCUUCUUGACUGAAAAAUGGACGAUAUCCAUUGAAAAAUUGCAUAAAAGUAUUGCAACCAUCCUGAAAACUCGCAAUAAAAUCUAUCCUCAGAUACUUCAACUUCAAUUCCUAAAUCAGCUACUAAUUAAUUCUCAAAGAAGUAAUACGACGAAUAAAUUAAUAAUCAAGUUCGAUAAUUAACAUCCAUAAGGGUACUUAGUAAUAUUUAUCCGAUGGAAUUUUACAUUUAUCUGUUGAAUGAAUACUCUUUACAUCGAUUGCUGGCUGCUUCCACCCCUUUUUCUAACUCUAACCAAGAUCAUUCCUUUACCUUGAAAUUCCUCGUCGUUCAUUGACUGUCCUUCGAUCAGCGGACAAUGGGCCCUUCUUUUCGGGCGAGGAUUUUUUAAUCUAUUACGAAAUGGGGUGACAAGGACCGUUACGUGGUUAAAUUGACCUGAACGUGGUUAAACUAGUGAUUAAUGCAGCUGGUACGAUGUUGGCUAUUGCCCAAUCUCGUCUCAGGCCAAUAAAACUCGUGGCGUGGCGUUUUCACUCCUUCUUAAUAUCCUCGAUAACUGACCAACCGGAGGAUGCUGCCCCGUACCAUAAUGAAUCUCCGUGUGUACAAUCCAUGUGUUUGUUUCCUGUUGAGCCUCUUUUUACUUUCACCCGUUACGGAGCCAACGUGACGCAAACAACAUAUUUUCGUCCACUUGAAAAAGAAUCCACUCGAUCGGCUCCAGGAACUUGUUUUCUACUCUCCUGACGCCGGACGCGGACGGUUUCCGGCUUUCUGAAGACGAGUAGGUCAAACGGAGAGCCAAUUUCGAUUCUAUCACGCGAUUUUAAGCUCCAUCUUUCUCUCGCUUUAUACAAUAUCUCGUGAAGGUGUUCUACCACUUGCGGAAAUCUCUUAUUAAUAUAUUACGUAUAAUUCGUAGUAAUAAAGGUCAACUAUUACGAUUAUAUCGAUAAAGUUCCAAACGAACGCGAAAAUGUACAUAGAAAGUACAAGAUAUUAAAUGCAAGCGUAUAAUUCGUAGAGAAUCAAAUUAAUUAUUUGCUUAAUAUUUAUUAUUUAUGAGAUAUUUAACACAGAUUAUACAGGGUGGUUGGUAACUGGUGGUACAAGCGGAAAGGGGGUGAUUCUACGCGAAAAAAGAAAUCGAAAAUAUAGAAUAAACAUUUUUCGUUCGAGGCUUUGUUUUCGAGAAAAUCGACUUUGAAUUUUCGCUCGGUACGCGUGCACUUCAUCGCGUCUCGUUAUAACGGAUCUCACUGUAGAUCGUUGUCUCGAUGGAAAAAUUUAAAAAAAGAAAAAAAUUUUUUGUUCUACAUUUUCGACUUCUUUUUUCGCGUAGAAUCAUCCCCUUUCCGCUUGUACCACCAGUUACCAACCACCCUGUAUAUUUACCGUGACUAUUUAUCCAAUGAAAAUCCUUUUUCGGCAAGUAUUCGAAUAGUUUGAGUCGCGAUAUACUCUGCUUUAAAAACAAAAUUGGAAAUAUUCGACGACGUUACCUUUCGAAAUCAAACGCAACAAUGCAACCUAGUCACGAAUCAUUGCGUGCACUAUAUAGAUGCAGUUAAAAUGGACUUUGGUAUAAAAGGGAUUCGUGUCGGAUAGAAUCUGUUGAGCUGCGUGUUCCGUGGCUCGUUUACCUCACUCACGCGACGUUUCUUCUUUGAUGUUUGGAAGAUCAAUUCUAACGAAAGAUCGAACGAUAAAUCGAAGCAGAUUGGUUAAAAAAUUACUGGAUCGUCGUGAAAGAGGAGAAAAGAGAAUUUAAUUAUCUCGCGUGUCGUUAUAUAAUUACAGCUGUUACGAUCGCAUCAGGAUUCUCGUGCAAUCGAAUCGAUUCUGAUAGCAACCAGUCGAGACUUUUUCCCCUUCGUUUUAGAAUUGAGGAUUGUUUACCUUUUCGUAACGGCACGUUUUAUCUUGGAUCACUUUUGUUCCUUGUAUUCUUUGUCCUGCUUCGAAAGAUACCGUAUCUAAUGUUUGACAAUUUACACAAGUUAAUUGAAAGAGCCUAUCGGCUAAAUAAGUGGCGAGAUAACAGGCUUACCAGUACAAGCCGUCCUAUAGGAAGGAAAACAGAAUUUUGACACUUUGCGCUGUAAGCGAGCUCAAAGUUUUUAUGGCAAAUGAUACUCGGAAAGGAUGCUGGUUACGGCGCAAGCAAAAACUGGAAGAAAAGGCAAACAGUGGGCAAAAAAUCGUUCCAAAAGAGUGACGCUAUUAAACACAGGGGAAAGUGGAAUAUUUAAGUUGCAGGAGUCGCAAACGAUUUUUCUCCAUAACGAAAACCCUAAAUCUUUUUGUCCGAUUACCAACGCAAUUUCUAAUUCGAUUUCUUCAGUUUUAAUAUAUAAAACAUUUGUACUAUACGUUAGUUUAACAGAAAUAUGAAUUUCCGGACAGAAAAUUCUAGUGGCGAGCCAAGAUUUUGAGAGCUUAAACUUAGUCACAUAACUAUUUUAACUUUUGGAAGUAUCGUCCCUUUGGUUUCAUACUUAAUUAAGUUUCAACGUUAUCUUCCGCUGUGAUACGCUUUUAUAAUUAGAAAAAGUAUAAUGAAUUUUUUAUAACAAUAAACCUAAACUUUUGCAGAGAGCUUAUUAAAUUAGUUACGAUGAAAUAUAAAAUAUUGUUUGGAGCACUGCAAGUUAAUAUUCGACGUAACAAAAGAUUUAUGAUUUUGUUCCAGUCAAAUGAUGGGUGCAGCGAGAUCGUGCCAAUGGUUGCUCAUAGGAAUAGUCCUCAUCGUAUCCUCGAAUCGUGCCACCAGUCAAACAGAGAUCUCAGGAUCGAGUCUUAGCAAGCCAAAGACGAUCUUCAGUUCCAGUUACAUUGAGCCGCGAAACAACAAUGGGAAUCGCACAGACUUAAUUCUGAAUUCGCCUCGCAGACGUCGAUAUGUUAGAUUUCCAAGUGGCCCAGCCGGCUAUGUUUUCGAGGGUGGUGGACCUCCUAUAGGGAGGAACAUCGGUGUGCCUCCUGGAGUUCGUUUUCCAUCCUGGAGACAGCACAAGUCGCUAUGGAGAAAUCCUAUUUCCGAGUACAACAGACCCGUGAUGGGUCAUCGAACUCCACGAUUGAUCUUUCGUGACAACGACAUCCCACCCCCGGUGGGUGGCAGCGCAUCCUCGUUUUUCCAACAGUCUAACCACUUGCCAGAUUUUGAGGACGAGAUCAGAGAUCAUCGAAAGCAAACCCUCGACGAUUACCCUAGGUUAGAAUCAGAGCCGCGUCAACAAAAAAGACCGCUGUGGAAGGGUGACGAUACGUUGUGCGCUGACGGACGAAGCUGCGAAUUUUUUCUAAUGUGCUGGAUGUCCGCUGGCCUUUUGGACGGCAGUUGCGGUGGCAUCAUGUACGCUUGUUGUCAGCGGAAAGAACCGAAAGGUAGCUCUGAUUAUAACCUGAUUGAGGCACCUAGAGAUCAAUCUCAGCCGCUUCCGUUGGAUACUUACACGGAGACCGCCAACGAUGAUCGCUGCGGGAUUCCCGUCUCGAAGCAAACCGCGCAAAGAAGAAUCGUCGGAGGCGACGACGCAGGAUUCGGCAGUUUUCCAUGGCAGGCGUAUAUACGAAUCGGGUCCAGUCGAUGCGGCGGCACUCUCGUUAAUCGAUUCCACGUCGUCACUGCUGGUCACUGUGUAGCUAAGGCAUCAGCUCGUCAAGUUCAAGUCACUCUAGGUGAUUACGUAGUAAAUUCCGCUAGCGAGACAUUACCAGCUUACACCUUCGGUGUCAGAGAGAUUCGCGUUCAUCCUUACUUCAAGUUCACUCCUCAAGCUGACAGGUUCGACGUGGCUGUUCUACGAUUAGAUCGACCGGUUCAUUACAUGCCUCACAUAGCGCCGAUCUGUUUGCCCGAGAAAAACGAGGACUUUCUAGGACAGUAUGGAUGGGCUGCUGGAUGGGGAGCGUUACAGGCUGGAUCGAGGCUACGUCCCAAGACGCUACAAGCAGUAGACGUACCUGUGAUAGACAAUCGAAUCUGUGAGAGAUGGCAUCGGUCCAACGGGAUUAACGUUGUGAUUUAUGACGAGAUGAUGUGUGCUGGGUACCGUGGAGGUGGCAAGGACUCCUGCCAAGGUGACAGUGGUGGGCCACUGAUGUUGGAGAAAACAGGACGAUGGUACCUAAUAGGUAUCGUUUCAGCGGGUUACUCGUGCGCUCAGCCAGGCCAGCCAGGAAUCUAUCAUCGGGUAGCUAAAACGGUCGACUGGAUAACCUACGUUAUCAAUUCGUAGCGAGACGAAUCAAAAAGGGAUAGAGAUUAUUCUCUGUAAAAACUUUGCAUGAAGCAAAGUUUACGACACGGUAUUGGAUAGGAUCUCUGACGAUUUCGUAACUGGCUGACAAAUGAUCGAAUGAUAGAUACCGAGGAUCUAGGAACUGUGUAACUGGGAAUUUCGACGAUUCUACGCUCGAGGAAUGUGAAACAUUGUGAUGAGAUAAUGUUUAAAGUCAGGAACAAAGUUGCCCGUCUUCGAGGUGGAAGAACUGUUGCUAUCAUGCAUCGAUUUCUAACAUAUAAUUCUCUAACGAAACGAGGUGAUGCGUGGAAAUUGUUUUAAUUUGUAAGUCGCGCCCGGUGAACUUUCUUUCGUCGAUUAUCUAAGCCUUCCGAGGCAAAAAGCGUCUACAUUCUUGACGUACGGUGUGAAAUGUAACGAUGUGGAUAUUUUGUAAAUUAAGUGCGUGUGAUAUUCGUUUGUAUUCGCGCUUAAUAAAUGUUCAGUUUUUUAUUUUAUCAUUUUCUAUCCAUUUCUUUUUGUGCGUUUUAACGGAUGGGACGAAAGAACAAGGCUUUUACAUUAAAAACAUACUUUGUUAUUCGACAACCGCUAUAAUUCAACGCAAGCUUGGCGUUGCAAAUGAUAGAAUAACGCGCUUAAGUAUAUAUUUUUCAUUGCGUAUAUAAGUACACAUUUAUCUCGUUAUUCGGUUUAACAGUAAGUAUCUGCGACAACGAGCAUCGAAUUUCUGCAUUUGCAGAUCGCAGGACGUCGGCUCUUCAAGUUCUAUUAAAUAAGAUUAUCAUGGGAUAAACUACGGUAUAGUUACAAUUUUCCCAUCUUCACACCAACAAAAAAGUACACUAACUUCCCGCUUUCACGACGAAAUUUCAUUAUUUUUAUACAAAUAACUUUUUGUUCUACUAACGUCGAUAUCGCGUCGAGCGUCGUUUUAGGUUGUCCGAUAUUUUCAAUAACAACUGCCUGACUAUUAUACAGAAAAAAGAAAAAAGCUCGUCGUGAAAACGGGAAUAUGAUCAAUUCCCUAUAGUUUCCUAGUUUAGAAAAUUCAUUAGCAUUCGCAACCAUCUAUACAUCUUGUCACACAAAGCGCGUGAUCCAUGUAUUAUAUUAUCUUUAAUUUAUUUUUUAAGUAUAUCUUUGAAACCGCAGUGAAAAAAGACGGCGUCUAAACGCAAAAGAGAUCCC
Molecule: messenger RNA, 18105 nt
Organism: Bombus huntii
Lineage: Eukaryota; Metazoa; Arthropoda; Insecta; Hymenoptera; Apidae
Product: proclotting enzyme
Exons: 9
Coding region: 15361-16908 (515 amino acids)
Biological process (GO): proteolysis
Molecular function (GO): serine-type endopeptidase activity
Source: RefSeq, a predicted model, not a curated record